CCUCGUCCCGGUGUCACCGGAGGGGGGUUCGGUUGGGUUCGACCCCCGGUGUCACCGGUAGAUCCGUGAAACACCGACAAACCACGAUGCACGGGUGGGGUUUACCGGCAGCCCUACGGAACCACCGAAGUUUCUCCGGUGCUCCCGCCCCUUCCGUACGCACCGGGCUGGCCGUUGCCAUGACAACCCCUAAAACCGAACCCCCGCUACCGGCGGCGGGGGCCGAACCGCGGAGGAUCCACCGUGAGCGAUGGAGCUUCGGGCCCCGCAGCCACCGGGAGGCACCGGGGGAGGCACCGGGGGAUGCUGAGGGGGCCGCCGGUGGAUGAGGAGGGAGCGCUGUGAGCCCGGCCCGUGACUCUCCUGCCAGGGCCCCGGGCGGGCGGGCGCGGAGCGGAGCCCGGUGCCGGUGCCGGUGCCGGUGCGGGAGCGGAGCGGGCGCGGGCCGCCCGCCGCGGCGCACGGAGCAUGCCUCUGAGCCCCGCGGGCAGCAAGCAUGACAACCCCGAAUCGCCGCCACCGGAGCCGCCACCGGAGCGCCAACCCCGCGGCAGCGGCGAGCCGAGCCCCGGUCUGCGGGAGGAACCGCGCCUGGAACCGGCCCGGGGCCCCGGUGGGCCCCGCUCGCCCAAGCUGGCGGCCCCGGUGCGCAUGGAGGAACCGGCACCCGGCGCCAUCGUGGUGCGCAUCGGCAUCCCCGACCUGCAGCAGACGAAGUGUCUGCGGCUGAACCCCGACGUGCCGGUGUGGGUGUCCAAGCAGCGCAUCCUGUGCACGCUGAACCACAGCCUGAAGGACGUGCUCAACUACGGCCUCUUCCAGCCCGCCUGCAACGGCCGCGCCGGCAAGUUCCUGGACGAGGAGCGGCUGCUGCGGGAAUAUCCCCCGAGCCCCGACACCCCCCUGCCCUACCUGGAGUUCCGCUACAAGCGCCGCGUGUAUUCCCAGCCGCUGCUGGACGACAAACAGUUCGCCAAACUGCACACCAAGGCGAAUCUGAAGAAAUUCAUGGAAUACGUGCAGAUGCUGAACUCGGAGAAGGUUUGCCGGCUGCUGGAAAAGGGGCUGGAUCCCAACUUCCAUGAUCCCGACACCGGAGAGUGCCCGCUGACGGCGGCGGCGCAGCUCGAGCUCAGCUCCGAGAUGAUCAAAGCGCUCCGGAACGGCGGAGCCCACCUGGAUUUCCGGACCCGCGAGGGAAUGACGGCGCUGCACAAAGCCGUGAGGUGUCGGAAUCACGCGGCCCUGCUGACGCUGCUGGAUCUGGGAGCGUCCCCGGACUACAAGGACAGCCGGGGGCUGACCCCGCUGUACCACAGCGCCAUGGUGGGCGGGGACCCCUACUGCUGCGAGCUGCUGCUGCACGACCACGCCCGCCUGGGCUGCGUGGACGAGAACGGCUGGCAGGAGAUCCACCAGGCUUGUCGCUACGGACACGUGCAGCACCUGGAGCACCUCCUGUUCUACGGAGCGGACAUGACGGCGCAGAACGCCUCAGGAAACACCGCCCUGCACAUCUGCGCCCUCUACAACCAGGAAAGCUGUGCGCGGGUUCUCCUCUUCCGAGGCGCCAGCAAGGAAAUCCGGAAUUACAACAGCCAGACGGCAUUCCAGGUGGCCAUCAUUGCAGGGAAUUUUGAGCUGGCGGAAAUCAUCAAAACCCACAAAGAGUCCGAUGUUGUGCCUUUCCGAGAAACUCCCAGCUACACCAAGCGCCGCCGGCUCCUCGGCUCCGGCGGGUUGGCGUCACCGCGCGUCCUCCAGCGCUCGGCCAGCGACAACAACCUGAAGGCCGAGAGCCGCUCCUCGUAUUCCCCGGUGCCGUCCCUCCGGAGCCUCCCGCCGCAGCUCCUGGUCCAGAUGCAGGAAGCGGCCGCCGGGAUCGCGGCCUCCGGAAUGGGGACCGGAGACGGGAGCUUGGCCAGCUCGGGAAGCGCCCGCAGCGCCCACAGCCGCUCGCCCUCGCUGCAGCGCGUGCAGGAGGAGAGGGAGGCCGAGGUGCCCUCGCUGCGCCGGAGCAGCCGCGGGAAAGCCAGGUGUGGGAUCGGGAAUGGGAUCCCGCGGUUCGGGCUGGGGGCGGGAGGGGUUGGAGAUGGGAAUGGGAUCCCGCGGAUAGGGUUGGGGUGUGGGAGGGGUUGGAGAUGGGAAUGGAUCCCGUGGAUUGUGUUGGGAUGUGGGAGGGGAUGA
Taeniopygia guttata (zebra finch) is the source of this 2187-nucleotide messenger RNA. NCBI's taxonomy places the organism in Eukaryota, Metazoa, Chordata, Aves, Passeriformes, Estrildidae. The record is from RefSeq and is a predicted model, not a curated record.